AUGAGUGCGAGUCAAGCCCGGGAGGAGGAGGGGCACGCGGAUGCCAUGGCCGACGAACCCGAGCUGCCUCCAAGCCACGCCUCCGCCCACGCCCGAAGCUCGAGCUCGAGCGAUGAAGAGACUGUCAAGGGCGACCGGGAUGAAGAUCAGAUUGCCAACAUUCUAGAAGAGGAGGAUAGCGAACAUGGCUCUGGCGCACCCUCUGCCGGCCCAAGCUCUGCUGCGCAUCGUUAUCGGGAACUACUCGAACCUGAGCCCGAGGCGCCCUCCGAAGAUGGAUCGACCGACGCUAUCCCGCGGCUUGCUGUAAGCCCGAUGGGCUCCAUGCUCUCGGUGCCGGAUGAUACACCCUCAGUCCAAGGCUCCGUGAUAUCCUCCCCUAGCAGUAGUUUGCUGCCUUCCCACGCCUCAAGGACCGGCCUGGCGAGUCCCACGCCAUCCUUCCGACCGUUUGACCAAAGAUUCCAAUCGCGAAUUGCUUCGCCGCACCUGUCGUCGCCCAGACCAUCGUCACCUGCGUUUUUGCCAACCCAUAGCCGGAAUGUCUCACUGAGCAGCCAGAUACUGCUCGACCCUGGGGAUACUGAGUCCCAGUCCCCGCCGUGGGAGGUCGUGCGGUGGACAAAGUUGAAGAAACUAAACGGGCAGGUCUUUUCCGAAGCGGGGAGGCGGAAUUUUGGUUCUCCCACCUGCCUCGCUGUGUCCGCUGCUAUCGUGCUGGGCACUUCCAAGGGCAUCAUCCUGGUCUUUGACUACAACCAAAAUAUCAAGAUGAUUAUCGGCCCCGGAACCAAAGCUGUCGAAUCUGGCCCCAUCACUGCCAUCGCCAUAUCAGCGGAUCAUACGACCAUUGCCGGCGGACACGCGAGUGGAAAUAUCUUUACCUGGGACACUUCCAGAGCCGCUCGGCCGUUUCUCUCCAUCCCUAGUCUUGAUCCUGCUCAGAUACAUAGUCGUGGAGAUGGCCACCUUCACAAUGUCAAGGUCACUCACCUUGGCUUCCUUGGAACCCGACACACUGCCUUAGUUUCGGCCGAUGACCGAGGCAUGGCUUUCUCGCAUUUGGCAACAAGAGGAACGGGCUCCCUUGGCCGGACUGUCAAGACCACGAGGAUAUUAGGCCGAUAUCCAGACUCCAAGCCACCACCGGGCAAGACCCUAAAGCCAAGUACCGUCCUCGCGUUUUCAUCCCUACCGCUUGGGAACGUCGACAUGGCGACUGAUGGCUUGGGCCUGACCGCGAUGUUGACCCCUUAUUUGCUCGUCAUCGUCUCCACCACCCCGAUUGCUCAAACCCAACACAAGUCCGCUCGGCCAAAGGAAAUUGCCGCUCAUAGUGCUAUGACGGGUUGCCUAGCUUGGUUUCCUGGGGUCAAGCUAAAAGUAGCAGACCCGGACACUGGCAGCCCAAUUUCCAAGGUCAAGUUAGUGUACGGUUGGUCCAAUGUUCUUACCGUCCUCGACGUCGACGAAAUACAGUCAGAUGACAAAGACAAACCACCAAGCCUCCGAUUCAGGGCACGGAGUCGGUGGAGGUGUGAGGAAGCCAUAGUCGCGGUGCAGUGGCUAAAGGACCGAAGCAUGCGUAUGACCGAGGCCUUUGAUCUCAUCCACAAGCACAUCUACCACAUUGAUUUGUUCUCGAGGCAGCUCAAUGCUUUGGUGGAACAAUUAGACGAGGAGGAUCCCUCGAUGCACGGCGUCGUUGCUGAUGCCUUUUACAUGAGCCUCAAAACCUACAAGGGACGGCUGUUUUUGCUCGGUGUUCACGACAUAUCCAUUGGCGCCCUUUCCAACUGGGCUGACCGCCUCAUCGCGUUGAUGGAGAAUGGCGACUAUGUCGGGGCCAUCAGACUCGCGACAUCCUACUACACAGGAGACGCCAAUAAGCUCACGGUUGGGCUCCCAGAGGAUACAACUUCGCGCCACGCCAUGGUGCAAGACAAGCUCAUGGAAAUCAUGACUGCAUCGCUCAAGUAUGUCUUUGGUCAAAGGCAAAAAGACCGGCAUUCCAUAAAUGAUAGCCACCUUCGGGAGCUCUCCGAAACCUGUUUUCUCGCCUGCACUAGUAUUGGCGACAUCGACUUUCUCUUUGACGAAGUGUACGGAUGGUACGAAGAAGCCGGCAUUCCAGGAGAUUUCCUCGAGACGCUAGAACCUUACAUCCUCGAAGGAUCUAUCACGAUCAUCCCGCCAAUUGUCGUGAAAGCCAUGGUUGCCCAUUUCGUCGCCAAGGGGUGGGAGAGCCGGCUUGAGGAGAUGAUCUGCCAUAUGAAUACGGCAACUCUCGACCUAGACCAGAUCACGGGGCUUUGCAAGCAACACAGCCUAUACGACGCCUUACUUUAUGUUUGGAACCAGGCGCUCCACGACUUUGUCACGCCCAUGUUUGACUUGCUCUCCCUUCUGGUCCCAUUGAUGCAGGUCCAGAGUGGGCAGUAUCCAGAUAACCAACUGGAUGCCGAAGCAUACGCGGUGAACGCUCUCAAGAUCUUCCCAUAUCUUUCUUACAUCCUCACGGGCCGGAUUUAUCCCACGGGCGAACUUCUUCCCGAGGAAGUUGCGCAGAAUGCAAAAGCCGAGCUCUACUGGCUGCUCUUCUCGGGCAAGAGCAUCACAUGGCCGAAGGGUAGCAACAAGCGCCUGCUUACACGGCCAGGUCAAUCUCAAGAACCCUCGUUUCCCUAUCUUCGGCUCAUCCUUAAUUUUGAUGCUGCAAGCUUCCUGAGCGCGCUUAAUGAGGCAUUUGAGGAUUCGUUUCUCAACGACUCCCCGGAAAAGGCGAGCGGUACCGCGGGCCGUGACCUACCAGAAGAACAAAUAUUUGGCUUGACUGUGAAUCGGCAGUACAUCGUCUCUAUUUUGAUGGAGAUCAUGGGCUCUGCGGGCUUCACCUCUCAUGAAACCAUCUACCUGGACAUGUUCAUCGCCAGGAACCUGCCCAAGUACCCACAAUACCUCCUAUUCCCUGGCUCAACGCUGAAUAAGGUCCUGAUCGGGCUUUGCAAGUACCCCGGGGAAGACCUAGCGGAGGAUGCCCAGCUCAGUGCCGAAUACCUCUUGUCGGUGUACCAACCCCCAGACGUCACGGAGCUGAUUCCAAGCUUCAAAGACGCGGGCUUUUACCGUAUCCUCAAGAGGAUCUACAGGAGCGAGAAGCAAUACGGCAAGCUGAUCCAUACUUACUUUGAGGACCCUGAAGACCGAGAAGACGUCUUCAACUGCAUCGACAUCUACCUGCGGCCACAGGCUGGCCUCGCACAACGCCAGAUUCAAGACAUCCACCAAGUGAUCAAGCAGCAUGCAGGGGACCUCGUCGAGCUUGAGCCUAGCAUGGCAGCCACUACCAUUGCCAAGCACGCCCCUGAAUUACACCAACAUCUCCUCGACUCGACCACCGCGCAGCCUGGUUUGCAAUACGCUUAUCUCAAGACGAUCUUGGAGCCGGAGAAGGACACGACGCUUAUCCGGUCGACUGACAGGGACUUGGUCGAGCAUUACGUGCGUCUGAUGUGCCAGUUUGACCCGCAACAUGUAUCCGACUACGUCGGCUUAGUUCAGUCCUCCAACCUGAGGCUAGAACAGCUGCUUCCAACGAUGGAGCAGACCGGCGUCAUUGACGCGGCGGUCAUCCUUAUGGCGAAAGAGGGCCAGGUCCAGGAGGCUAUGGGCCGGCUGGUCAAGCACCUCCGGACGCUCGAGUCGGCGCUGCAGGGUCUACUCUCUGGGCCUCAGGACAACGCGUACGACUUGCAGACGUCUGCGGAGGAUUUGCUGCAGGGCCUGCGCAAGUUUGUCCUAGUGGGCAUCUGGCUGUGCCAGGGCCAGACGAAGACCGCACGAGCUGCGGCUUCGGGACGGCGAGGGCAGAAGGCCUCAUCCGACAGUAUGCUGUCGGCGGAUGAGAAUCUUUGGCUUGACCUGAUCGAUGCCGCGGUCCAGAUUACAAGACGUUUGUCCUCCGCGUUCCAAACUCUAUCUAACGAUGCCGACGUCGCCCAUUCCUCGUCGAACAGCAACGGGGACCAUUGCGCAUCUCAGCUUGAUACCGAUCGGCUCCUGUCCCUUCUGCGCUCUCUCGUACAAACAACAUUCACCGCUCUGCUCUCCUCCACCUCAACCCCCGCUGCGCUUCCCUCAUCCACCACAACGCCACCCACGACGAAAACGACGACCGCAACAACAACAGCCCGCAUCGGUGCGAACCUCUCCUUCCUACGCAUCUUGCGCGCCUUCCUCACUCGUGCAGCGGCCGCCUCACCCAAUCUUGCCGACCUGCGCGCCGUGCUCGCUUCCGUCUUCUCCGCCUAUGCGUACGAGGAGUCAAUCCUGCGACUGUCAAACCGGCUGCUAGACAAGUCGCUCUUCGUCAGCGUGGCGCAGGCGGUCGAACUACGGCAGCGUGGGUGGCGGCCUCGGGGGUCGACCUGUGAAGCGUGCGGGCGCCGGGUCUGGGGGCCGGGAUUGCAGCAGGCCGGGGGGAGGGUAUGGGAAGCUUGGGAGGUUGCUGAGGAGGAAAGGAGGAGGAAGAAGAGGAACAAGGCGGCGGGGCAUGGGGGUGGUGAGGAAGGACCAGAGCAAGGAAGGCUUGGGCACCCGGUUGACCCGGAAGAGGAGGCAUAUGCUGGGAAGGGAAAAGGGAAAGGGAAAGGAAGGGACUUGAGCCCCCGAGUGGGCGGGGAAUCUGGGGCAGAAGGGAGUAGUAGCACAGCAGACGCAGAGGCUGCGAAACAAGAUCCUCGUGAAGGGGCCACACUACAAGAAGGUAGAGCGAGUGUCGGGAAGAUGGGCAAGCAGCCAGCGCUAGGCCCGUUGGUCCUCCUGGCCUGCAGGCAUAUUUACCACCAGAGUUGUUUGGACACGUUACUGGCGAAUGAACGGGAGAGGGACACGGGCAGUGAGGGGGGGCGGAAAGAGGGCAAGUAUAGAUGUCCUAUCGACGGGUAG
Molecule: messenger RNA, 4947 nt
Organism: Dichotomopilus funicola
Lineage: Eukaryota; Fungi; Ascomycota; Sordariomycetes; Sordariales; Chaetomiaceae
Product: Golgi CORVET complex core vacuolar protein 8-domain-containing protein
Exons: 4
Coding region: 1-4947 (1648 amino acids)
Biological process (GO): protein targeting to vacuole; endosomal vesicle fusion
Cellular component (GO): late endosome; HOPS complex
Molecular function (GO): protein binding
Source: RefSeq, a predicted model, not a curated record